UGUUUCGGGCAAGCUAGGGCAGUUCGCCGCCUCGUUCCUACAUAACACCAAGCCCCCCCACCCCCACCAAGCCGCCGACGACUCGAAGAAACCCUAGCGAGCCCUCGGCCAUGGCGGACUACGACCUCACCUCCCGCAUCGCUCCCCACCUCGAUCGCCACCUCGUCUUCCCGCUCCUCGAGUUCUUGCAGGAGCGGGAGCUCUAUGCCGACGAUGAGAUCCUCAAGGCCAAGAUCCAGCUCCUCUCCCAGACUAACAUGGUCGACUACGCCAUGGACAUCCACAAGGCCCUCUACCACACCGAGGAUGUGCCCCAAGAGAUGGUGGGUAGGAGGGUAGAGGUCGUCGCGAGGUUGAAGUCCCUCGAGGAGUUGGCGGCUCCGCUUAUCUCGUUCCUUCAGAAUGCUUCCUUGGUCCAGGAGCUGAGGCCUGACAAACAGUACAACAUCCAGAUGCUCCAUGACCGCUUUCAGAUUGGGGCAGAUCAGAUUGAGGCUCUCUAUCAGUAUGCAAAGUUCCAGUUUGAAUGUGGUAACUACUCUGGUGCUGCGGAUUACUUGUAUCAAUAUCGGGCGUUGUGCACUAACAGUGAGAGGAGCCUGAGUGCGCUGUGGGGAAAGCUUGCUGCAGAGAUUUUAAUGCAGAAUUGGGAUACUGCACUUGAGGAGCUGAACCGGCUAAAAGAGAUUAUUGAUUCGAAGAGCUUUGCUUCUCCCUUGAAUCAACUGCAAAACAGAAUAUGGCUGAUGCAUUGGAGCCUCUUCAUCUUCUUUAAUCAUGAAAAUGGCAGAAAUGGAAUCAUUGAUCUAUUUUUCCAAGACAGAUACUUGAAUGCUAUUCAAACAAAUGCACAUCACCUCCUCCGUUAUGUUGCAACUGCUGUCAUUGUUAACAAAAGAAGAAGAAAUAUGCUUAAGGAGUUGGUCAAAGUUAUCCAACAGGAGCUGCAUAGCUACAAGGAUCCCAUAACAGAAUUUCUGGAAUGCUUGUAUGUGAAUUAUGACUUUGAUGGUGCACAAGAGAAACUCAAGGAGUGUGAACAAGUAAUAUUGAAUGAUCCUUUCCUUGGUAAACGGAUUGAAGAUUCUAACUUUACCACUGUUCCUCUGAGGGAGGAAUUCCUAGAAAAUGCCCGUCUCUUUGUAUUUGAGACUUACUGCCGUAUCCAUCGGUGCAUUGAUAUCAGUGUGCUUGCUCAAAAGUUGAACUUGAACAUGAGCUAUGAUGAAGCACUGGUUUGGAUAACAAAUCUCAUCCGCAACUCAAAGCUUGAAGCUAAAAUAGAUGCAGUGUUAGGGACUGUCACCAUGCCAAUCGUUCAUCAAAAUGUGCACGAGCAGAUAAUAGAAGCAAUGAAGAAUCUUAAUAUGCGGACUUACCUACUGGCAAAGAACAUUGUAGAACCUGCACAAGCUGCACAAGCCACUCGUUAGGAGGGAGCUAUACCUUCUUCCUAACAUACAGUCAAUCGAUGGCCUUCUUAGUAUAGUUUUUUUUCUUUGUUUCUUGAACUCGGUAAGAUGUUAUGGAAGCUUUUUACCCAAGCGGAAAAUUUUGCAUCUGCAAAGUUGUUUUUAUUCAUAUUCCUUGUUGGCUUUAUGUAACUCUACUUUAUGGGAAAGUUUUGCUGGACUGUGUUGCAGAGUUUUGCUGGCUUUAUGUAACUCUACUUUAUUCA
This is a messenger RNA of Musa acuminata AAA Group (dessert banana), 1678 nucleotides long. Its product is annotated as eukaryotic translation initiation factor 3 subunit E. Gene Ontology annotation, biological process: translational initiation. The transcript is spliced from 8 exons. Gene Ontology annotation, molecular function: protein binding; translation initiation factor activity. The record is from RefSeq and is a predicted model, not a curated record. Bases 111 to 1433 code for a protein of 440 amino acids. NCBI's taxonomy places the organism in Eukaryota, Viridiplantae, Streptophyta, Magnoliopsida, Zingiberales, Musaceae. Gene Ontology annotation, cellular component: eukaryotic translation initiation factor 3 complex; cytoplasm; nucleus.